Molecule: messenger RNA, 1885 nt
Organism: Aureobasidium subglaciale EXF-2481
Lineage: Eukaryota; Fungi; Ascomycota; Dothideomycetes; Dothideales; Saccotheciaceae
Exons: 4
Coding region: 45-1412 (455 amino acids)
Cellular component (GO): RNA polymerase II transcription regulator complex
Molecular function (GO): transcription cis-regulatory region binding; DNA-binding transcription activator activity, RNA polymerase II-specific
Source: RefSeq, a predicted model, not a curated record
CCUAUUCUCCAUCUACCCUCGGCCUUCCAGACGACAACUUCAACAUGACGACUUUGGCACCAUCUCAGCCACAGCAUUCCGGCUCCAGUCAUGGGAGUCCUCAGGAUUCGUCUGUUUCAUUGUUCCGAGCAGGAGGAGACGCUGCGCCUCCUGCACUGAAGAGAAACUUCGGCUCCAUGGACAGCGCGCUCGAUGGGCAAUCUCCCGUCUCGGCAGCAUCCCCCGACAACGCGCCACCUGGCAAGAUGGCCAUUCCUGCCUUGAAGCGUCCCCGCAACGACUCGACUGUCAACAAUGGUCCGCUCAGCCAGCAGGUCAUCCUCAAGGCUCGACCAAAGCCUGGUCGUAAGCCCAUGGUGGACCACGACGACUCGUCGGACAAACGCAAAACCCAGAACAGGGUCGCCCAGCGUAACUUCCGCGACCGUCGUGCUCAGAAGUGUCAAGACCUUGAGGCCGAGAAUGCGAAGUUGAAGGACGAACAUGCCGACGCUAUGGCCAAGCUGCACAACGAUAUCUCUGCUCUUCAGGCAGCCCUUAUCCAAAGCACGGCCGAAAAGGCGAAUCUCAUCGCCGAGAAGGCUCGCGCCGACCUUGAGUGCAGCCAGGCCAAAGAGCGUAUCCUGGAGAUGCAGAAGGAACUCGAUGCUGCCAAGCUUCACCACGCACACUCUCAUGCCGCGCAACCACAGCGUUCGAACAUCACAUCAAACUCUGUCUCAUCAGUCCAUCACAUUCUCACUCCUCCCUCGGACAACUAUGAUCAUCAAGAUGAUCAGGAACAGGACUUUACUUUCAUGUUCUCUUCGCGCAAACCAUCAGCAUAUGCUCCAGUCUCCCCUGAGGAUCACUGCGGCUUCUGCAGUGAUGUAGAGAACUGCAUAUGCCGACAGCAAGAAGAACUCAACAAGAGUCUUCCGCCUAUCGAUUCAUCGCGUGCCACCACUCAACCUAAAAUGCCACUAGACAUAUCUACCCCAAGCUUUCUCGAGGCACCAACGAAUGCUUCCGGCCCAGGUACUUGCGAUAUGUGCCUCGCUGACCCUGAGAAAGCGAGGCAGUGUAGAGAGCUGGCCGAAGCUACCGGUCUCGAAAACAAAUCAGCACAACCGACUCGCUCCGAGGAAGUCGGCACCAUUGGUACUGUGAAGCUUCGUCGACUCAAACAGCUCGAUACGCCAAACCACACUGCGCGAACAUCAUGCUCCGACUUCUUCCAACAAGCACAAAGGAAGAACGUCAAGCUUGGACCUGCCAACUACAAAGACAUUACACAUGUCUACCGUUAUCAACGUCCUGAUGGUCGAAUCGAGCAUUCUCCAUACAUGGAGAUGGAUGCUCAAGAUGCUGCUCAUGCUUUGGCUGCUCUCUCCAGACAGGAUACCAGAUCCGGUAUGGACCGUCAGUCUUGAUGUGGGUGCACUAAUAUUGUUCAUGAUCAACGUUCAAACGAUAAAUCUGGGUGGCGUUUCUUGGGACAUGUGCUUUUCCUUUCUUCAAAGAGCUUUUUGAGGCUCGGUACCGCCUCACACCCUUUUCUCUUCUUGUUUCUGCUCUUACACCGGUCGUUCACCCUUCUUUGCUCAUGUUUGUUGUCUAUCGUUUCUUGACUAGUGUCUAUAUCACGUCGAAUCAGAAACCUUCAAGUAAGAUGAACGAUGUAAUUUUCCCGUCUUGCGCUGCACUACCAUCAGACGCGUCAACAGUCCUUCGAAUCAGCAUUGAGGGCACAGGGUCUUGUCAGGCUCCGCAACAUGUCUUGCCAUCAAGGUGUGUCUCUCUUUAGUUGUCACCUCACAAGCAAGUGAGAUACCUCACCCAAGCUGUAUAUUAUCUUAAACUCCAUAGCCACCCACCCAAGUGGAACAUCGAACUAAGGUUCUUG